AUGGACAUGGUGCCUGAUGCUUUUGAUGACCAAUAUAUAGGAUGUGCUAAAGAAAUGGAUGGAAAAGUGCCUGGACUGUUAGAGAAAGAAAAGCCCAUGUCCUUGCUAUUUAGAACAGUGUGGGAUGCCUCAGAAGGAAACUGGCAAAAAGUAAAACCAGACCUUUCUCUCCCCCCGGAUUUUAAGGAUGAGCAUGGAAGAGCCAUAGUAGCCUAUACUGACAAUGCCUUUUACCGUGUCUUUAAUGAUGCAGUAAAAAGUACUGGGACAUCUCGAGAUAACUACAUGACGAGUUUUCAUUUCAAAGCCUUUCAUUAUUAUUUGACAAGAGCCUUACAGCUCUUACGAGGGAAGUGCGAUGAGACGUACAAAAUGGCGGUGUACCGGGGGGUUACAGACAUUAGAUUUCAGUACUCGGGAUCAGACCCCAUUAGGUUUGGACAAUUUGCCUCUUCAUCAAUUCAGAAACAAGUGGCUGAAGUAUUUGGCACAGACACAUUUUACACCAUCCACACGUGCUUCGGCGUUGACAUCAGGAACUUCUCAAAAUAUCAGGAGGAGGAAGAAGUGUUAAUCCCAGUCCAUGAGAUGUUCUACGUGGUUCCAGAAAAAGGGAGUAAAAUUAACAGCUACAUCCUCCGGAGCACAAACCGGACCUGCAGCCACUUUAACUGCGCGUACCUGGGAA
This is a messenger RNA of Pelodiscus sinensis (Chinese soft-shelled turtle), 688 nucleotides long. The record is from RefSeq and is a predicted model, not a curated record. Lineage: Eukaryota; Metazoa; Chordata; Testudines; Trionychidae.